GAAGUGGAGCCGGCGUAGCCGAUCCGUAGAUUAGUCAGAUUAUCGCCGCGUCUCUGUGCGUGUGAGAACGCCGUCAUGGCGCUCGGCCCUUUGAAGAUCAAUCCGGCAGCUUUGAACCGCUUAAAAGCUUUCCUGGCGGACCCGGCCUACAAGGAUGCGAUGGAAAGCUCGUCGUCUGCCAACACGCGCCUGGUGGUGGAGCGUCGUCUGCGGCUGCCGUUCCUGGAUGCCCAGACAGGAGUGGCCCAGAGCGACUGCGCCCUCUGGAUGCCGCGCUGGCAGCGCAUGCCCGGUCAUGGCGACGGGCAGCUGUAUUCGUACCCGGCGAGGCGGUGGCGCAAGAAGCGGCGCCAGUACCUCAUGAACGACCGCUACCUCGGAGCGGCCACACGUCUCAGGGAGCCGGACUACUCCGACGCAGACAUGCACCAGAUCAGCGUGGUGGAGAACACGGCGGCUCGCACCCCUGGUCUGGAGGGAGAGGAGGGGAGUCUGGGCCCCACGCCCCUGCCCACCGCAGCGGCCGACAAGACGCUCUCCCUGGCUGAGGACUCCAACCAGUCGUGGUACCGUGAUCUCGAAGACACAGUGACAGACCCCGCACUGCUGGACGCCACGGUCCAGGACUUCCCAGACGAUCCGGAGACGGACACAGAGGACUAUGACGAGACCUACACCCGCAAGAAGAAGAAGAAGGGAAAGGGCACCGGCCAGAAGAAGAGGACGCGCAUCGAGUACACGGACGCCGAGAAGCCCUACAGCUGCGAAAUCUGCGGGGUGCGUUACAAGACGCGUCCUGGCCUGUCGUAUCACUACGCCCACAGCCACAUUGCGGGCAGUGGCAACAGCAGCAGCAGCGCCAACAACAGCAGCAGCAACGCGGGGGUGAGCAGCGGCGGGGGCGGGGACCACCACGCGGCGUCGGGGGGCCAGGCCCCCACAGGGGGCCCGCUGCAGGAGGACAGCGGCUCCGGAAGCAGCGCCCCGUCGGGGGACGGGGCCGCUUACGGGGGCCAGAGGGGAGCCCCCUCGGGGGACAGCCCCCUGGCGGGGCUGCGCAAGUUCCAGGACAGCUUCCUCUCCUUCCUCAAGACCCCGCAGGGACAGGAGUCUGGUGGCAAGCCUGUGCCUUCCCCCGGGGGCCCCCACAUGGGGGGCAUGCCGAUGGGGCUGCCCCCCGGGGUGGCCCCGCCCCCCGGCAUGGGCAUGGGGGCGGGGCCGCUGCACCCCAUGGCGGCGGCGGGGGGAGGACCCCCCACCGAGGGACCCGGCUCGCGUAGCGCCAGCGGAAAGCCGCUAGCCAAUCCGAGCCCCUACUGCGACUUCUGUCUCGGGGACAACGGCGAGAACAAGAAGACACGGCAGCCCGAGGAGCUGGUCUCCUGCUCGGACUGCGGACGGUCCGCACACCCAUCUUGCCUCCAGUUCACGCCCAACAUGACGGUGUCGGUGAAGAAAUACCGCUGGCAGUGUAUCGAGUGCAAGUCGUGCGGACUGUGCGGCACUUCGGAUAACGAUGAUCAGCUGCUGUUCUGCGAUGACUGUGACCGGGGAUACCACAUGUACUGCCUCACACCGCCACUCUCCGAACCUCCUGAAGGGCUCUGGAGCUGUCACCUCUGCAUCGAAGAAUAUGGAAAUGUGGAGCAGCGUGGAGCGGGACCAUCACCAUAGCCGCCUCACCAGAGCCCUUGGGAACACCGUGGACGGGAAGCCCAGACACAUCGAUGUCCGCUGUGAUUGGAGGGUGGAAUUUCAGCAAGUGUGUUAUCCCCAGUCUUAGACUCUACCUUUGAAAACUCAUUUUUUUGUGGCCGUGCUGGACAAGCACUGGAGAGACAUCAAAGUCAUCACGGAACCUGCAUUGUGAUUGAAUAAAGUGAUCAUUAUCAGCGACAGG
Ixodes scapularis (black-legged tick) is the source of this 1900-nucleotide messenger RNA. It is a transcript of the gene d4, whose product is annotated as zinc finger protein ubi-d4 B. Bases 76 to 1674 code for a protein of 532 amino acids. NCBI's taxonomy places the organism in Eukaryota, Metazoa, Arthropoda, Arachnida, Ixodida, Ixodidae. The record is from RefSeq and is a predicted model, not a curated record. Gene Ontology annotation, cellular component: nBAF complex. Gene Ontology annotation, biological process: nervous system development. The transcript is spliced from 11 exons.